AAUUAGUACCAUUUUACACGGUGAUAAACUUAUCUGGUCAGUGGUCACCUAACGACGUGCGAAUACCUUCAUUUUACGGUUUGAUUUUUAUUUUCGUUUGUCUCGUUUGAAUGUUUCCAAAAAGAAAAAAAUAUGAGUGGUGAAAAUAAGUUUUCCAGAUUUCUCGGAUGCAUCAUUCCGUGUAGAAAGAAAACCCCACCCAAGUCGAAAACCGACCAGCCAACAAAAAUCCAGCAAAACACGUCGAUACAAAUUCACAAAGUAGACUUCACUUGGACCAUAGACGAUUUCGAUUUCCACAUAAUGAAUAAAUCCACGAUGAAAUCAUACGAAUUCUGGGCCAUCACCAACGAAGAAUCUAAAUGGCGUUUGACCAUUCAACCUUCUAAUCGAGUUUGCAAAAUCCACAAAAAUUACGAAACGCUGAUUAUACUUUUAUACUUCAUUCCUGCUCGCAAAGACGAUAAAGUACUCGCCAAAAGUGAUAUUUCAAUUUGCAAUAGCCAACAGAAAAGAUUAUGGAAGGGGGAAGUUUCGUUACGUAAAUUUGAAUACACCAUGGUCUGCGGUUUAAGCGGUAUUCGCUUCAAGAAGAAGAAUAUCUCACCCAGCAACAAACUCACCGUUUGUUGCAAUUUAACGUAUACUAAAAUUCACGACUCGAGUAAUCGAAACAGUACACCGAUUGAAGAGGCUGCACCACCAUCACCACGUCAACUCGAAAUACCUCAAAGUGAACAUUUAGAGAAAUUCGCAUCGUUGUAUAACGAGGAUUUAUUCGCAGACGUCCUUCUCUCAAUCGGCGAGACUCAUUAUACAGCUCAUAAAGCUAUUUUGGCCGCACAUAGUCCGGUUUUCAGCAAGAUGUUCGAAGCGAAUGCGAAAAAAGGAAGAGUCGUACGAAUAAAUAUUUCUGGUAUAGAUGAACAAGUGAUCGGUGAAAUGCUCAGGUAUAUUUAUACCGGAAGCUGCGAAAAUCUAGAAAAUAUAGCCGAUGGGCUAAUGAUAGCAGCUGAUAGAUAUGGCUUGAAUAGAUUGAAGAUGAUUUGCGCGAACGCAUUGGUUCAGAAAUUGUGCGUUGAAAACGCCACCGAUAUAUUGGUGUUGGCUGAUAAACGUGGUUUGAACGAACUGAAAACCGAAGUGAUUAAAUAUAUCACCGCAAAAUAUAUGGAAAUAUCGAAUCAAGAGGCUUGGCAAAAUGCCAUCAAGAAGAAACCUCAACUAGUUAACGAAGUCAAUCAAGAGCUUUGUCGUCGUCAGUCAUUCGGUUACGAUUCGGAUUAUGUUCGAAAGGAAUUACGUCUUUAUUCUUGAUUAUUAAUUUUAAUUUUUUUUUUUAAUUUUUUUUUUCAACAUUGAAUUACGUGUAAGGUCAAUAAACUUUUCAUUUUGUA
Planococcus citri (citrus mealybug) is the source of this 1397-nucleotide messenger RNA. Its product is annotated as speckle-type POZ protein-like. Gene Ontology annotation, biological process: regulation of proteolysis; proteasome-mediated ubiquitin-dependent protein catabolic process. Lineage: Eukaryota; Metazoa; Arthropoda; Insecta; Hemiptera; Pseudococcidae. The transcript is spliced from 2 exons. Gene Ontology annotation, cellular component: nucleus; cytoplasm. Gene Ontology annotation, molecular function: ubiquitin protein ligase binding. Bases 133 to 1317 code for a protein of 394 amino acids. The record is from RefSeq and is a predicted model, not a curated record.